CCCUUGUGUGACACUCACAGUGAAACACACCCAAACCUCACACACUCUCACACACAGUCACACCACAUGCUCCAGGACCGUUCGCUCAGGAUGGCCACUCACAGAAAAUGCCCCAAAGCGUCAAAUGUAGCUUUCUUAAGCUGUCUUUUUGCUGUCUUAUUUCAAGCUGUGAUUUGUGAUGCAGUCCGUGGGGAUGGUGACCCGUUCCUUCCAACAGAAAAGGUGCAAAGCAAAGAGACGCCACAACCCAAGACCACUGAGCUAACUCCAGAACAGACCGACCCAAACCCAGCUGUCACUUCUAAGGGCAAUGUGGUCUGUGUGGAUAAAAUACCUGUGCGAUACAAAUAUGAUGUGCAGCUGAAACUUAAGGCCUCCUCCACAUGUGAAGAGACUAAAGUCAGGAUACAGAGUGUUCUAGAACAUCUCUGCGGUGAAGACUGCAAACUUGAAAUCUAUCAGAAAGACCAAACGGAUGAGGUCAUCGUUUAUGGAGACAGCAUUGAAGCGGAUCCUGAAGGAAUGGCUGGGAAGUUCAACAAUGACAACAUCACAGAUAAGGUGGAAGUAGAGGAGGCCGUGUUGGGCCAUCGCUCUAAAAUUGUCCUGAUCUCUCUUCUGAUAACGGGUUUGCUUCUUGCUGCUUUGCUAAUUGCUGGAUACCUUCUAAAGACAAAUCGGGGACAAUCGAAAGGGCUACGACUGGCUGAGGACUCCUUUCAAGUGGAUCAAGAGAACCAAGGCAACACACUGCUGUCUGUGGCUCCUCUGCCUCAACAGGAGCCUUUGGACAAGCCCAUCAUCAAUGGAGAGUCUCCAGAAUCUCCCCCCACCAAUGGACACUCCGCCACCCAGACACAAGUGGCCGAUACUCCGAUGUAAGCGACUCGGAGUCCACAUCAAUCCAUCGACCCAAACAUCAUGGGUUAUCAAGCGCAACAGCAUUAGGUGUGAUAAAAAAAAAAGAUGAGGUUGAGAAAAAACAGUGAUGAAAGUACGAGAAACUCAUGUGAAAAGACUGAUUGCUAGACAGCCUUUUAGAUGAAAGAACCAAAUCCGUUCCAGCUGAGCCUGAAAUGUUAGCUGAUGAAUAACAAUUCAGAAACCACAUCAGUUAUAUGCAAACAUUUACACUUUUAAAUAUGUUUGGACUCCACCAGUGUUUUGACGCAUUCUCUUGAGAGCUCCCAUGUUUAAGGAAUUUGUAAGCUGGAUAUAAUGAAUAGGAUUUGUAUUAUAUGUGUAGAAGAGACAAAAUUUGAAGUAUGUACAGUAUUCAUACUAGAAAAGCAUUCUCAAGUCUACAACUGCUGCUCUACAUAGUGUUGCUGGUUACUAGCAUGUUCGUUAACAUUAUGAACAAUACUUUUACAGCAUUUAUUAAUCUAUGAUGAUGCCCAUUUCUUUAUAUACAAAAUGAUACAUUUUUAAUGUAUCAAGUAGUAUAAAUUAACAUUAAUGUACUAUGAAUGAAUAUGAAUUAAUUAACAUUAACUUUGAUUAUUAAAUGCUAUAAAAUUGUUCAUGUCAACGUUGUUCAUGAAAUCGAAUUCAUUAAUGUUAACGAACUGAAACUCAUUGUGAAGUGUUAUUCUUAAAUGUUUAGGGAGUCAGAAUAAUAACUAUUUUCUGGAUUCAACAGUUCUUAAAAUUAGGAUUCUUAUCAGAUAGAAUAGGGUUGGUUAUCAACUCUGGCCUUUCAGUGUAGCCUCAUUUUCAAUCACCUUUAUGUUAGCAUUUUGCAUUUUCCACCCUUGAUUUGAUUCAUUUUGGUAAUUUACAGGAUGCUUAUGCAUUUCAGACUUUUUUGCAUUGGGCAGAUGCUUUUAUCUAAGCAACUCUUGCAUAAAUACAUUUAAUCAGAAUGCAUGUUCCUGGAAACUGAACUCAGGACCUUGGAAUUUCUAACAUUAUUCUUUACAAGCUGAGCUGAAAAAUGUGUUAUACGCAAAGAGCUGUAAAGUGGGAUCUCAUAACAAAAGUACAGUUAAAACGCUUUGAGUAUCAGACAUCAUGCACUCACACACAUCUUAAUGGUAAAGACAAAAAAACCAUCAGAACAAAUGACAAAUUUCACUUUUACUGUUUGUGUAAUUGCAUAUAUUUUUAUACAAAGUAUAUUUUAUACUUUUUUGGUUUGGUGUGUCAUCUAGACAUUCAGUUAGUUACUCAGUGGGGUGGGGGGGGCAUGAAGAUGUAGGAAUAUUUGUUUAGCAUGCAGAAGUGUAUGUGAGUGAGUUCUUUUAUUGUUUUGUUUGUCAUAUUUCAUUUAUUAUGGAAAAGCCACAUUUCUGAACUGCUAGAGAACAAAGCAAAAUUUUCAUCUUUUUUUACAGAAUAUCAAAAGUUUAGUUUUUUUUUUUUUUACUGUAUCUUUCUUGAUCUUCUGAGAAAUCUGAAAAAAAUAAUAAACUUUUGUUUGGGUCACAUU
Messenger RNA from Carassius gibelio (silver crucian carp), 2431 nucleotides. RefSeq lists its product as uncharacterized. Gene Ontology annotation, biological process: cell adhesion. The transcript has 8 exons. Gene Ontology annotation, cellular component: membrane. Bases 67 to 882 code for a protein of 271 amino acids. Lineage: Eukaryota; Metazoa; Chordata; Actinopteri; Cypriniformes; Cyprinidae. The record is from RefSeq and is a predicted model, not a curated record.